AUGGAAGAUUCUAAUUUACAAAUUAUUGAUUUAGAUCCUGAUCACUAUCAGGAUUUUAAUUCACUAUAUGGACAUAAUACUACCAAAAAAGAUCAUCACGAAUGUAAAGAACUUGCUCUAAAUGGAAUUUUAGUUGCUUCAAGGGUUCAUGAUUUGUUUUUUGACUUUGAAUCAUUGCAAAUGGCUAUGGAAAUAUUUGUAUAUACUUGUGGUUCACCUAUUGUCCCAGAAGAUCAUCCCCUAUAUAAUAAAAUUUUUGUUAGAAUGAAUUUAACUUGUAAUUCUCCAAUUGAACAAGGUAAAAUUCAAAUGCGAAAAAUAUAA
Molecule: messenger RNA, 324 nt
Organism: Funneliformis mosseae
Lineage: Eukaryota; Fungi; Glomeromycota; Glomeromycetes; Glomerales; Glomeraceae
Source: the annotation of a GenBank genome assembly